Messenger RNA from Rhodofomes roseus, 1161 nucleotides. RefSeq lists its product as uncharacterized. Gene Ontology annotation, cellular component: cytoplasm. The transcript is spliced from 7 exons. Bases 280 to 1011 code for a protein of 243 amino acids. Gene Ontology annotation, molecular function: NAD binding; oxidoreductase activity, acting on the aldehyde or oxo group of donors, NAD or NADP as acceptor. The record is from RefSeq and is a predicted model, not a curated record. Gene Ontology annotation, biological process: import into nucleus. Lineage: Eukaryota; Fungi; Basidiomycota; Agaricomycetes; Polyporales; Fomitopsidaceae.
CGUGCGACACGAGUUCGGGCGGCCUUGCAUUUGUCUGAUCAGUUCGGAUGCUCUGUCAGCCCUUCGAGCCCGAUGGAUUCGGAGUGUGGGUCCGCGAAGACGCGUACGCAGCCGGAAGCUUACGCAUGUGGCGAUUUCUCGGCUGUCAAGGAUACAAAGAAUGACGACCACAACCAGCCACAACCGCAUUCUACUAUAAGUACACACUCUCCAAGCCACAGCGACCUACCCACCCUCGACGCAGACUUGAACGACUGAAGCACAUAGUAUUUGAACAUUAUGGCAGGCCUCACCGCGCUCAUCUUAGGGGCUACUGGUGCGACAGGCAAGGUCCUCCUCCAGGAGCUGCUCGCGUCGCCCCAGUAUGCGAGCGUGUCCGAGUAUGGCCGGCGCGUCACCGCCCCGGAGAGGAUCGCCGCGGGCAAGGAGAAGCUCGAGCAGCGGACGAUUGAUUUUGAGAAGCUGGAGGAGGCGGGGCUGAAGGACAAGAAGUGGGAUGUUGUGUUCAUAACCCUUGGGACGAACCGCAAGGCGGCAGGCAGCGCGGAGGCGUUCGAGAAGAUCGACCGAGAAUACGUCUUGGACGCCGCCCGCCUAGCCAAAUCGGACGACCCUGCCCAGAAGCAACGCCUCAUCUACCUCUCCAGCGGGGGUGCCGACCCUAACUCGUAUUUCCUUUACAUGAGGAGCAAGGGCUUGACUGAACUCGGCCUGGCAGAGCUGGGAUACAACGACACGAUCAUCUUCCGGCCAGGUGCGCUCGGAGAUGCGGAACGCCCGGAACACAGAGCGGUCGAGAAGUACACGUUCCCUAUCAUCAAGGCCAUGUCGAGAUUCGUCCCGAGCGUGUGGAUGCCUGUGCCCAAGCUCGCAAAGGCGAUGCGCGUCGUCGGCGAGAAGGGCUCGGAAGGCAUUCCCGCCGAACGCGUGCAGAAGGUGGGCGGGGAGAAGGCACCCUGGAGCCUCUUGGAUAACAAUAGCAUCCUCGCCAUUGCCGACUCCUUCAACUGAUCUCUCGGAUACUGUAACACCACGUUCAUACACUUGUACAUUACUCGUCGUUAUAUUGACAGCUCUGUUUACCCUUCUUGCACCGUAAAGCGAGCAUAAAUAGUCUGUUAGUCCCCGGUAAGCGAUAGCCCAGUCUCAGUCUCCGUCCCU